Peronospora matthiolae is the source of this 1401-nucleotide messenger RNA. Lineage: Eukaryota; Oomycota; Peronosporomycetes; Peronosporales; Peronosporaceae. The record is from the annotation of a GenBank genome assembly.
AUGGCGCGCGAUCCGGCAUCGGACAUUCGGCUCAGCAACAACAAACGUAUGGCGUGCGUGUCGUGCCUCGAGGGCAAGCAGACGCGCAACGCGCAGUCCCAUCUAGACAGCGGCAAGCACUCGCUCAUCGAUCGCAUCGGCGGCGUCAUCUGCUCGGACCUGAAGGGUCCAAUGACGCCGCGGGACCUACUCGGCAAUUGUUACCUUGUGAACUUCGUUGAUCGUAAGAGCAACUACUGCCGAGUCUUCCUCGCGCGCACGAAGGACGCUGCGGCAAAGCAGUUCGAGGCGUUCCUCGUCCACUUCGAGAAGCUUUUCGGGUUCAAGGUCCACGUGCUCCGCACGGACGGCGGCAGAGAAUACGCCAACGUGGACCUGUUCUGCGAGCGCACGGGCGUCGCGCGCCAAGUGUCGGAGGCGCGCAAUCAGGCCUCAAACGACAAGGCGGAACGAAUGCACCGGACAGUGCUGAAUCUUGCGAGCAGCAUGAUGUUUGCCUGCGCGCUACCCCUGAUGUUCUGGGGAGACGCGGUACUAUUCGCCGUUCACAUCUUCAACCGGAGUCCUACGCGAGCAAACGCAAAGAGAGCGUCACCACUCAGGGCGCUGACGGGCAAGACGCCGGAUCUGCGUGGAAUUGUCGUUUUUGGCUCCCAGUGCAGCGUGCAUAGAGACCCGCGCAAGAACUCGCUGCUGCAGCGCUUGGAGCGCGCCAUCAUUGUCGGCGUCAGCAAGGAAACCAAGGGCUACAAGGUGCUGCUGCCGCGUGACAAUAAAGUGGUCGUCACGAAGCACAUCAAGAAUAUCGAGACAUUGACGGAGGCGCCCAACGCGCAAAUCCAGCGCGCGAUGGACGUCGGCGAUCGAGCCGGAGGCCAGGAGGAGACGGACGCGCCAGCAGCAGCAGUGGCGAACGUUGGUCGCGCAGAGGGCAACAGGGAGACGCGUAAAAGCAGAAAGCGAUGGACGCGAGCGGCGCAUGGAACACGCGGGGCGUUGAUACUCGCAGAAGCGGCUGCUCGUCAGGAGGAGACAGCCGUGAGCGGAGAAGUCGUAAAUGCUGCUUUUGAGCACGAUCCGCUUAUCUAUGGACAGGCGAUGCGCAGCGGCAAGCGCGAAGGGUGGGAGAAGGCGAUGCAAGAGGAGAUCGCCGCGUUCGCGGCCAACGACACCAAGACAGAUGCGCAGGGCGACCUCGAGCAGCUGAAAGCGCGACUGGUGGCGUGUGGCAACGAACAGGUGCUUGGCGUCGACUACACGCUCACCUUCGCUGCCGUGAUGGACCUAUCGACGGUCAAAGUGAUUCUGGCGCUUGCGGCUACGUGGGGGGUGCCUGCCAAGCACGGUGACAUCCCCAACGCCUACGUUGAAGCGGACAAGGAGCCGCACCUGCGCAUCUAG